Messenger RNA from Uranotaenia lowii, 4692 nucleotides. RefSeq lists its product as uncharacterized. Bases 1 to 4692 code for a protein of 1563 amino acids. Gene Ontology annotation, molecular function: zinc ion binding; aspartic-type endopeptidase activity; nucleic acid binding. The transcript is spliced from 3 exons. The record is from RefSeq and is a predicted model, not a curated record. Gene Ontology annotation, biological process: DNA integration; proteolysis. Lineage: Eukaryota; Metazoa; Arthropoda; Insecta; Diptera; Culicidae.
AUGCCGCUCAACAGAACGUCCCCGAAAGGUUCCGCCAGAACAGAUCCCGACGAAACGAACGACUUCCUAGGUUUUCCGAAUCCGAACGAACAUAACCUCCAAAGCGACGGUUCCGAGUCCCCACGUGAUCAAACUCAAACAUUGUUCCUGAAUCCGAUGGUACCGCUUGAAUCUUCCGAGCAGCCGGCCGCUGCUGUCGACGCCGAAACAAUGAAGCAGCUUUCUUCACUGUUCCGCCAACGCAAUCAAGUGUACCAAAAGGUAGCCAGAAUCCACAGCGCAGUGAAGGGAAUGCUCCUGGAUUUACCGCAGCUGAAAGUUUACACCCGAAAACUGGAAUCAGCAUACGGUGAAUUCUCCAGUUUUCACAGCCAAAUAGUCGCCUUGUUACCCGCCGAAGACCUAACCUCACAAGAGGAAAACUACAUCCGCUUCGAGCAGCUUUACGAUUGGACAUCCGCCAGCAUCGAAGCCCAAAUCAUCGAUCAUCAACAGCCUCCACCACAUCCGCAAGUCAUCGUGCACCAACAGCCGCUGAAAGCGCCAUUCCCGACAUUCGACGCAAGAAUUAAGCGGCGUAUCCGAAUCAUCAACGUUUUCUUGCUAACGUCAGCGCUGGAUCCAUCGACGCGAAAGGUGUGGGAACAAUCACUCAAGUCCGGAGAGUUGCCAAAAUACCGAUCAACGAUUGCUUUCCUCAAGAGUCAGUGCCAAGUGUUGGAACGAUGCGAAUCCGUUUGCCCGAUCCCAAUUCCGAAAUCAUCUACAACCAAACAAACUCUACCGAAGGUCCCCAAUCAGCGGUCGUACGCAGCAACCGCAGCGUUCGACAAACCGUCCAUCCAAUGUGCGUUUUGUGAUGGCCCGCACCGGAACUUCCAUUGCAACAAGCUGUCCAUUCUACCCAGUGCCGAAAGAAUGGAAAAGGUUCGAGCUUCCGGAGUGUGCUACAACUGCCUAACCAAGGGUCAUCGCUCGAAGGAUUGUCCAUCAACCAAGAACUGCCAGAAGUGUGGUAAGCGACACCACACUCAGCUCCACGAAGAUCAACAACAACAACCGAAACCGAUGGCUACACCCACCACCCAAAUCGAUGCCCCUUCUCAAGCCGCACAACAACCAACCGUUUCGUCCAUGCCAUGCAAUUACACUGCUUCUCCCAAAACAGUGUUGUUGCUCACCGCUGUCGUUCACGUCCUGGAUAACGACAACCAACCCCAAACCUGCCGAGUUCUCCUUGACAGUGGUUCCCAGGUAAAUUUCAUCACCGAUCAGUUGGCCAACACGCUGCGUCUCGAGAAACGAAAGGUCGAAGUUCCAAUUGGUGGCAUCAACGAAAUCAAAACUGUCGCCCGCCAUCUCAUCAAGGUUCACCUCCAAUCACGCUGUAGUGAUUUCCGCACCGAGCUGGAGUGUCUAGUCAUUCCGAAGGUGACUGGUCCGAUCCCAUCAACCAACAUCGAUAUUACCGAUUGGCAUUUCCCCCAUGGUAUCCAACUAGCAGAUCCGAACUUCUUCAAGCCCGACAAAAUCGAUCUACUGGUUGGAGCAGCCCUGUUUUUCAACAUACUCAAGACCGGCCAUCUCAUACUGGAUUCUUGUUUAUCCGAACUCCGAGAGUCACACCUUGGUUGGCUUGUGACUGGUACUCUGACAUCGAAAUCCAACUAUGAGCCCAUCCAAUAUGCCCAACUAGCCUCGGUGGAAUACAUCGAAAAUUCCAUCACCAGAUUCUGGGAACUUGAGGAAGUUCCAAGCGCUCCGAAAACGACAGCCGAAGAGCAGCAAUGUGAGGAACAUUUUGCUGCCACCCACACUCGUGAUGUUUCCGGUAGGUACACCGUCCGAUUGCCGCUGAAACCAAAUGCCGACAAGCUGGACAGCUGCCGAAAUCUAGCAUUGAAAAGGUUUUUCAUGCUCGAAAAUCGCUUGCAACGAAAUCCCGAACUGUGGUCACAGUAUGUUGAAUUCAUUCGUGAAUACCAACUACUGGGUCACUGCCAAACAAUCAACGAAGCCGACGACCCGCCCCAGCGUGGGAAAUAUUAUCUUCCACAUCACGCUGUACUUCGCCCCAGCAGCACCACCACAAAGUGCAGAGUGGUGUUCGACGGAAGCGCCAAAUCAUCCCCGUCUGGACUGUCCCUGAACAACGUCAACAAGUUUCCCAAAGCUGCUGACAUCUUAAGACAUGAUUGCUAUGUUGACGAUAUCAUGUCUGGUUCCGACAACAUCGACGAGGUGAUUGAAAUCCAACGACAACUGAAGGCCAUUCUGCUGAAGGGUGGUUUUCCUGUCCACAAAUGGUGCUCCAACUCAACACAAUUGCUCGAGCACAUCCCGCCCACCACGAAACGAAUUGUGUGUUCCGAAAUUGCCAAAUUGUUUGAUCCAUUGGGAUUGAUAUCGCCAACCAUCGUCAUCGCCAAACUCCUGGUUCAACAACUUUGGCGAAAGAAGUUGGAUUGGGACGAUCAUCUCGACAACGACAGCCUCAAGCAUUGGAACGAGCUCCGGGAGUCACUUUCUCACCUCAACGAAAUUGCAAUCCCCCGCCAGGUGACAUUCAACGACGCUGUGGCUUAUGAGUUGCAUGGUUUCGCCGACGCUUCUAUGGUAGCAUAUGGUGCAUGUGUCUACAUACGAAGCAUUUUCCCCGAUGGUUCCUGUAAGGUUUGCUUGCUGAGUAGCAAAUCGAAAGUCGCCCCCCUCCACGAAUUGUCCAUCCCAAGGAAAGAAUUGUGUGCUGCAGUACUUCUAGUCAAAUUGGUGACAAAGAUUGUUUCCUUUGUUGACAUCAAUUUUCGCCAAGUUCUACUUUGGUCCGACAGUCAAAUCGUUUUGGCUUGGAUCAAAAAACACCCCGACCGACUUGAGAUUUUUGUGCGCAAUCGAAUUGCUGAAAUCAAUCUUCACACCCAACAAGAACAGUGGCAUUACGUUCCAUCGCAGUUCAAUCCAGCCGAUAUUGUGUCGAGAGGCCUACUGCCGUUCCCGCUGAGCCAAAAUACGACGUGGUGGGAAGGUCCACAAUUCCUGACCGAAGCAACUUUCAUCGAAGAGCGCCUAGAAGACAUCCCCGAUGAUGAAUUGCCGGAGUUAAAAGUCAACUUGGUGACUACUCUGGCAACCAAUCAAAAACCGUUGGACGUUUUCACCGAUGUGAGCUGUUUCCGAAGGCUGCAACGAAUUAUCGCCUGGGUGUUGAGGUAUCUGAACAACCGCCGCAAGCCAAAAGAGGAACGUGUGUUGCAUCCGCAUUUGACUAUCGACGAGCUUCGAAAUUCCAUGUUGGUCAUCGUUCGUGUCAUUCAACGUUUGGAAUUUGACGACGAAAACAAACUAGUCCAAAAUGGUGUCCCAUGCAAACGAUUAGCAGCUCUCAAUCCCAUCCUAUCCGACGGUCUUCUUCGAGUUGGUGGUCGACUGCGACAUUCCAACUUGCCCGACGAAUCAAAGCACCAGCUCAUCCUACCAAACAACAAUCCGGUCACAAAGCUACUGGUCCGAGCUUUGCACCUUGAGCUUCUCCAUGUGGGUCCGAGUGGGCUCAUCUCAGCGCUUCGACAACGAUUUUGGUUACUCAACGCCCGUUCAACCGUUCGCAUUGUUACACGGCAAUGCAUCAAAUGUUUCCGUGUGAAUCCAACCAACGUCCAGCAACUGAUGGGUGAAUUGCCAAGGCAGCGUGUGGUGUUUUCCUCGCCGUUCAACAUCACCGGAGUCGAUUAUGCUGGUCCAAUCCAAGUGAAGCAAGGUAAAUAUCGUCCGAAGGUGGUCAAGGCUUACGUCUCGGUGUUCGUGUGCAUGGCCACAAAAGCAAUUCAUCUGGAAUUGGUGUCAGAUUUGACGACCGAUGCAUUCAUCGCUGCCCUGGAGAGAUUCAUCAGCAGCCGAGGAAUGGUUACCGAAUUGCAUUCCGAUAAUGCAACCAACUUCAAAGGUGCCAGCAACGAGCUCCAUCAAUUGUACCAGCAGUUCCAGGAUCAGCAACGAGCCAACAGAAUCGAGAGGUUUUGCCAGUCGAAAGAAAUCGGUUGGCAUUUCAUCCCGCCAAAUGCUCCCGAGUUUGGUGGUCUUUGGGAGGCCGCUGUAAAGAGCACCAAAUAUCAUCUGAAGCGAAUCAUCGGUACUACUUUGUUGUCCUUCGAAGAAAUGGCCACUCUGUUGUGUAAGGUCGAAGCCAUCCUCAACUCCAGGCCCUUGUAUGCGGUUUCCAACGAUCCUGCUGAUCCGGAGGUAAUUUCGCCAGCCCAUUUUCUUAUCGGUCGCCCAUUGACAGCACCAUCAGGCCCUUCCUAUUGUGAUGAAAAAAUAGGACGAUUAAACAGAUGGCAACAUAUUCAGCUUAUGCGUGAGCACUUUUGGAGAGCUUGGUCCAGGGACUAUCUGUCAUCUCUUCAGGUGCGGAAGAAGAACAUAUCCGUGCAAGAUAACAUCAAACCUGGCAUGAUCGUUAUCCUCCAUGACAACAACCGACCCCCCCUCGAAUGGAAACUUGGCCGCAUCACAGAUGUAUUCCCUGGCGAUGAUAAUUUGGUUCGCGCCGUAGAUGUGUUCAGCGAAGGUUCAACUUAUCGUCGUGCUAUCACCAAGAUAUCGCUCCUACCAAUAGAGGACAACAAGUCACCAUCCCCGGCCGGAAUAUGUUCCGUUUCUGACAAUCUGCCAGCACGGAAAAAGUCGACAUAA